AUGGUCAACUUCAAGUGGUCUUCUCUUGCUCUGCUCGCUCUGCGCGCCGCCACCGUCUUUGCUCAGGACGAUGCCGACGCUGAGCCCAAUGUUUCGACUGCCACCGAGACCCCAGAGCUCAAGGCCGAUAUCGAAACCACCUUCCCCGACUCUGAUAUCUUUGGUGUGAAGCUCGUCAACAACCGCAUCAACAAGGCCCUCAUUCAGAUCACCAACAAUGAGGCGACUCCAAUUGACGUUGUCUACAUCGGCGGUGCUUUCAAGACCACCCAGCCCCUCCCCGAGGAUGCUCCUGCCUGGGGCGCCAUUAUCCGCAACUUGACCGCUGUCAAGGUCGAGGCCUCGAUUCCUCCUGGUGGCAAGCACCAGAUCCCUUUCCAGUUCACUCAGGAUAUGAACCCCCAGGAUGUCAUUCUUGACCUCAUGGCGGUCAUUACCCACGCCGAGUCCGGUCACGUCUACCAGGUUCUCGCCCACUCCGGUCCCGCCACCAUUGUUGAGCCCCCUACCAGCAUCUUCGACCCUCAGAUCAUCUUCCUCUACCUCUUCCUCACCGGUCUCUUCGGCGCCACCCUCUACUUCGUCUACAAGACCUGGAUCGAGGCCCUCUUCCCCCAAACCCGCCGCGUUCCCGCCGUCAAGGGCAAGAAGGUUAAGAAGGUUGAGGUUGAGCCCCUCUCUGGCUCCGAGUCGGCCGGUGCCACCAGCACUGGUGCUGACAAGGACUACGAUGAGGCCUGGAUCCCCACCCACCACAUCAACCGCCCCGUCGCCAAGCGCGUCAAGAGCAGUGCCAGCGGCAAGGCCAAAUAA
Molecule: messenger RNA, 813 nt
Organism: Podospora anserina S mat+
Lineage: Eukaryota; Fungi; Ascomycota; Sordariomycetes; Sordariales; Podosporaceae
Exons: 3
Coding region: 1-813 (270 amino acids)
Cellular component (GO): endoplasmic reticulum membrane; endoplasmic reticulum
Source: RefSeq, a predicted model, not a curated record